Messenger RNA from Clonostachys rhizophaga, 1023 nucleotides. The record is from the annotation of a GenBank genome assembly. NCBI's taxonomy places the organism in Eukaryota, Fungi, Ascomycota, Sordariomycetes, Hypocreales, Bionectriaceae.
AUGGCAACCACCGACUUGGGAGAAUUAAACCGCCAGAAUGCAUAUGGCCCACGGCUUGAGCGUUCUGUGACGCUUCACCUCCAGGGAGACUGGGGUAUGGCCAACUUCCACCGUGUUUGUUCCUGGCUCGCGCAGCAGUUUUGUGAUCGGUCUGGACCGCGGAGCCAGGUCGCGAUAUGGAAUUUACGUGACGGUGGCCUCGAAGCCAUUACGAAAGUCUUUGACGGGCAGGUCCAUUUGUCCAUCGCGACGCCUGCUCAGCUCAUGUCGACGGCGCUGACGGGACAAGGAAUCUUUGAACGGUACGGACCUAUGCCGUCCCUGCGCGCGCUGGGUGUGUUGCCCCAGAAUGAUCGUAUGAUUCUUGCUCUGAGUCCCGACCACAAUGUCAGCUCUUUUGCGGAACUGCGAGAGAAGAGGCCACCAUUGAAGAUAGCCAUGUCCACCAACGACGGCACCAAUUUCAUCGGAUACGUGGCAAGUGAGCUCUUGAAAGCGCACGGUAUUAGUGAUGAAGAGUUCAGGCUAUGGGGAGGGGAAUACGUGACGGCGACUCGCCCAGAACAGGCCAUGGCUUUGGUUAUGGAAGGGAAGGCAGACGCCUUGCUUCAAGAAGCAAUAAUGACGCCGUGGUGGGAGAGCGUGAUUGAGAAGAAGAAGUUCAUCCCCUUAGCAGCGGAGAAGGAAGCGUUAGACCGAUUCCAGCAGAACAACCCCGGAGCUGCCCGGAUGGAUGCUGGACCCUUGCCUGCAGGGUUCUGGCCUUCUCUCAAAGAACCACUACCAUGCCUUGACUUUUCGGAUUUCAUCGUCUUGGUGCGCGACGACCUUGCGGAGGAUGUUGCACACUUAUUAACAUGGUGCUUGAUCGAAACGCGAGCUGGUUUGGAGGGCCAAUAUCACCACCUCCGUCCAGAAAAGAGCCCUUUGACAUAUCCUCUUGAACCGAAGAAGAUGGCGCAAUCUUGUAUUCCUCUGCACCCAGGCGCCCAGCGCUAUUAUAGAGAGGCUGGGUUGAUAUAG